AUGCUCUUUCUUUCGCUAUCAUUUUUGUUUUUCAGCUAUUUAUUUCUCUUUCUUUCUUUUUCAAUUCUUUAUUUCUCUUUCUUUCUUUAUUCCUUUCUUCCUUUCUCAAUCAUUUGUCUUUUCCAUUAUUUUAUUUUUCUUUCUUUCUUUUUUUUUCUUAAUUAUUUGUCCUUUUCAACCAUUUAUUUCUAUUCCCUUCAUUGUCAAUCGUAUAUUUCUCUUUCUUUUUUCUUUCUUUCUUUCUUUUCAAUUUUACUUUUCUUUCUUCUCAAUCAUUUGAUUUUUCAGUCACUUGUCUUUUUCAAUCUUUCUUUCUUUCUUUCUUUCUUUCUUUCUUUCUUUCUUUCUUUCUUUCUUUCCCAAACAUUUGCCUUUUGCAAUGUUUGUUUGUUUGUUUGUUUGUUUGUUUGUUUCUUUCUUUCUUUCUUUCUUUCUUUCUUUCUUAAUCAUUUGUCCUUUUCAAUCAUUUAUUUCUAUUCCCUUCAUUGUCAAUCGUAUAUUUCUCUUUCUUCUUUCUUUCUUUCGUUCUUUCUUUCUUUCUUUUCAAUUUUACUUUUCUUUCUUCUCAAUCAUUUGAUUUUUCAGUCACUUGUCUUUUUCAAUCUUUCUUUCUUUCUUUCUUUCUUUCUUUCUUUCUUUCUUUCUUUCCCAAACAUUUGCCUUUUGCAAUGUUUGUUUGUUUGUUUGUUUCUUUCUUUCUUUCUUAAUUAUUUGUCCUUUUCAACCAUUUAUUUCUAUUCCCUUCAUUGUCAAUCGUAUAUUUCUCUUUCUUCUUUCUUUCUUUCUUUCCUUCUUUCUUUCUUUGCAAUUUUACUUUUCUUUCUUCUCAAUCAUUUGAUUUUUCAGUCACUUGUCUUUUUCAAUCUUUCUUUCUUUCUUUCUUUCUUUCUUUCUUUCUUUCUUUCUUUCUUUCUUUCUUUCUUUCCCAAUCAUUUGCCUUUUGCAAUCAUUUUAUUUUUCUUUCUUUUUUAUAGCAUUUAUUUCUCUUUGUUUGUUUGUUUUUUCUUUCUUUCUUUCUUUCUUUCUUUCUUUCUUUCUUUCUUUCUUUCUUUCUUUCUUUCUUUCUUUCUUUCGUUUGUAUAUCUGAUCUCCUUUAUUUUUCAAUUUGUCUAUAAUUCAAUAUUCUCCCCUUGCCUUCAGAUUCUACAUCUUAUGAAGUUCUACAUUCUUUCAUGUUUUUCGCCAUUUCUCCUAUUUGCUUAA
Molecule: messenger RNA, 1203 nt
Organism: Acanthosepion pharaonis
Lineage: Eukaryota; Metazoa; Mollusca; Cephalopoda; Sepiida; Sepiidae
Source: the annotation of a GenBank genome assembly